Brassicogethes aeneus is the source of this 1486-nucleotide messenger RNA. NCBI's taxonomy places the organism in Eukaryota, Metazoa, Arthropoda, Insecta, Coleoptera, Nitidulidae. The record is from the annotation of a GenBank genome assembly.
CGAGAAAUUAACCUCAAUUAUGUGACGUUCGACGGGUUUGCGCGAUAAAACCUGUUGAUUCGCGAAAUAUAAAAGGACCCUCGUACUAAAUUAUCAGUUAUACCGCGAAAUACCGCUGUUCGGUCAGUUAUGUUUAAAUUACUGUUAACCUUGUGUUUUAUAGCGGUUAUUGAUGUCAGUUUUGAAUGUACUAAUACGGUGUACCCCUUUGAGAAGUACUUAGCGACCAAAACGCCUUAUCGAGUUGUGGCAAAUAAUACUUUUGGAAAACUAGAGUAUGAAGGCUGUAAAGCAAUUAAAUCAUGGAUGAUUGUACGACAUGGUACUAGAAACCCAAGUGAUGGUUUUGUUUUACAAUAUAACACGCGUUUGCCUGAUAUAUUAAACCUAAUAGUUACAAAUUACGGUCAUGGGGUGUCGGAAAAUAUUGAAAAAAUAUCCCCCAAAGAUAUAGAUUUACUUAAGAAGUGGCGUAGCAAAGUGGGACAAGAAGAUGCUAAAAAAUUAAGAGAAGAGGGCGAGGACGAGAUGAUUUUAAUAUCGGAAAGAAUGCAGACAAGAUUUCCUGAGGUUUUUCCCAAUGUAUACAGCAACACUUCCUAUAAGUUCAAGUAUACGCACACACAAAGAACAAAAAAAAGUGCACAGUAUUUUGCCACUGGAUUGUUUGGAAAAAAAACUGCCAAAGAUGUCUGGUUCCCCCUACCUUUAAAAAGAGACCCAAUAUUAAGAUUUUAUAAGUUGUGCUCAAAAUGGCGCAACACCAUUAAAAAACAGCCAAUCAUGGAAUUGGAAUUAUUCAAAAAAAGCUCACAUUUCCUUGAACUAGUGGACAACGUUAACAAAAAAAUUGGCGCUGAGAAUGUUUUGAACGCAGAGGAUGUUCUUUUAAUGUACUUUGCAUGCGCCUUUGAAACUGCCUGGAAUAAAGUACUAAAAUCGCCAUGGUGUUCCGUAUUUACUAUUGAUGAUUUGAAGGUUUUAGAAUACCAUGAAGAUCUAAAAUAUUACUGGAUAGAUGGAUAUGGGCAUCAAUUAACAUACCAACAAGCUUGCCCAGCUAUAGUGGACAUGGUAGAACACUUUGACAACAAAGAAAAAUACCCAUUAUCUGUCCUAUAUUUUACACAUUCAGGGACAUUACUGAAAAUGUUAGCCCAUUUGGGUUUAUACAAGGAUGAAAAAAUCUUGAUAGCAAAUGAUUAUGAAAAAAAUGGCAACAGGGAAUGGAAAGUCAGCCACAUAGACGCAUUUGCAACCAAUUUGGCAUUUAUACUACAUAAGUGUGGUGAUGAAGAAAAAGUACUAACCCUUCACCAGGAAAACGUUGUUAGGCUUCCAAGCUGCCCAGAUUCAGACCUAUGUGAUUUACAGAAAUUCAAGGAGUUUUACACUGAUAGUGUUGACCACUGUGAUUUUAAUUCAAUGUGUGAUACUGUUUAAACAAAUAAUAUUAUAUUUUUUGAUAAAUUUUAAUAUAUUUUUU